AGACUGUAGCAGGAGGCUCUGAGCGACCAUGACCACCCACUGCCUCCUCCCUCUCUAGCCACCCACCGCCCAGCCUCACGCAUGCAGAUUCCUGGCCCUGGUACUUCAGAGCCCCUGGGCUGGGACCCUGGAACGUAAAUUAACAAGCACUGCGGCUAGGAUGUAGCGAGGCUCAUCAGUCCCAGCUUUGGGAGGCAGAAGCGAGGGGUGUGUUUUGCCAGCAGCAGCCCCCAGUCGAGCUAUAAUUGCUUCGCUCCAUCCUGUUGCUGCCAUUCUCUCGGCGGCGGCGGCGGUGGCAUCUGGGGUUCCAGGCGGGCGGCAGCUGCAGGCCGACCUCGACGCCGAGCGGAUGGACUGGCCACACAACCUGCUGCUCCUUCUUACCAUCUCCAUCUUCCUGGGGCUGGGCCAGCCCAGGAGCCCCAAAGGCAAGAGGAAGGGGCAAGGACGGGCGGGGCCCCUGGCCCCUGGGCCUCACCAGGUGCCGCUGGACCUGGUGUCAAGGAUGAAACCCUAUGCCCGCAUGGAGGAAUAUGAGAGGAACCUCGAGGAGAUGGUGGCCCAGCUGAGAAACAGCUCUGAGCUGGCCAAGAAGAAGUGUGAGGUCGACUUGCAGCUGUGGCUGUCCAACAAGAGGAGCCUGUCUCCCUGGGGCUACAGCAUCAACCACGACCCCGGCCGCGUCCCCGCAGACCUGCCGGAGGCGCGGUGCCUGUGUCUGGGCUGCGUGAACCCCUUCACCAUGCAGGAGGACCGCAGCAUGGUGAGCGUGCCCGUGUUCAGCCAGGUGCCCGUGCGCCGCCGCCUCUGCCCGCCGCCGCCGCGCCCGGGGCCCUGCCGCCAGCGAGCGGUCAUGGAGACCAUCGCCGUGGGCUGCACCUGCAUCUUCUGAGCCGCCCGGGGAGCCAGCCGGCAGCCGGAGACCACCCUCCCCGCACCCCCGUGCCGAGCAAGGCCUGUGAAAAGUAAACGCUGUCUUUUGAAAGCAA
Molecule: messenger RNA, 989 nt
Organism: Lemur catta (Ring-tailed lemur)
Lineage: Eukaryota; Metazoa; Chordata; Mammalia; Primates; Lemuridae
Gene: IL17B
Product: interleukin 17B
Exons: 5
Coding region: 350-892 (180 amino acids)
Biological process (GO): inflammatory response
Cellular component (GO): extracellular region
Molecular function (GO): cytokine activity
Source: RefSeq, a predicted model, not a curated record